GAUGGAAAUUGGAAAAAUAUUGAUUCUCUAAUCAAAACUUUAAUCCAGUAGUCGGCAAAUUCUUGAUAUCAGAUUUACAAAUUUUCAAAUCAGACCUCCUAAAAUCCCCAAGCUGUCAAAAUGAUCGCAUUAAGUUUGAAUGUAACUCCAUCUUCCAACUGGCAUUUCAUCAUUUCUUCAUCUUCCAGUCUCUACCCAGAAUCCCAAGAGAAUCACCAUCAACAACAACAACAACCAUAAGCGUUCUACUCCGUUUUCAUUGACCCAUAAAAUCCAAAAAGGGUUAUACUCUCUCGCUCUUGUAAUUGAAUUUUUGAUCUCAAAAACCCACAAAAUUUCUGGUCGGAGAGAGAAGGAAAUGGAAUCGCCGCCGUCGAUGAAGAAGAUAGGUCAAGGAGGCGGGUCUUCGGAAAGCGGAGGAUCGGAGAGUGGGGCGGAGGAGAAGGGGUGUAGUCGGACGAGGUUCGAAUACUUCGGAUGGGUUUAUCAUUUGGGCACCAAUUCAAUUGGGCGCGAGUUUUGUCAUCUUCGAUUUCUCUAUAUUCGUGGGAAAUACGUGAUGAUGUAUAAACGCGAUCCUCAUGAAAACCCUGGCAUUAAACCACUAAGGAGGGGUGUUGCCGGGAACACACUUAUGGUGGAGGAGCUAGGACGAAAAAAGGUCAAUGAUGGUGAUCUUUAUGUUCUAAGGUUUUACAACCGACUAGAUGAAGAGAAGAAAGGAGAAAUUGCUUGUGCUACAGCAGGAGAAACCCGAAAAUGGAUGGAAGCAUUUGAUCAAGCAAAACAACAGGCUGAGUUUGAGCUUUCUCAAAGUUCCACCAGACACAGAUUGAACAUGGAGAACGAGAUUGAUCUUGAAGGGCGUCGCCCAAGGGUAAGGAAAUAUGCACAUGAUCUAAAAAAGCUUAUAAGAAUAGGACAUGGUCCAGAGUCACUUGUGAGAAGAUCAUCAAACUUGGGUAGACAUCAAAGGUCUAAUGAGUUCAUGGAAGGUGAUGCUGCAGAUGUCAUUGAAGCACAUGAGUGGAGAUGUGUUCGUACAAUCAAUGGUGUCAGACUCUUUGAGGAUGUGUCUGACAACAAGUCGCGCAGCAAAACUGUACUUGUGAAGGCUGUUGGUGUUGUGGAUGCAAGUCCAGAUACUGUUUUUGAGGUGGUUUUGAACGUUGAUAGACAUAGAAGAUAUGAGUGGGAUGCAUUGACUGGUGAUUUAGAGCUUGUAGAUUCUUUAAGCGGUCAUUCUGAUGUUGUUUAUGGAUCUUAUGAUUCCAAAUGCUUAACUAGUCGAAAACUGAUGUGCUAUUCUUAUAGAUGGCAGUCUAAGCGCGAUUUCAUAUUCUCUAGACAAUGGUUUCGUGGGCAAGAUGGAACAUAUACAAUCUUGCAGUUUCCUGCAAUGCAUAAGAAGCAUCCUCCAAAAUCUCGACAUCAACGAAUAAAGAUUAAUCCUUCUUCAUGGGAGAUCAGGAAUCUAAGAGCUUCAGUGGGAUCACAUGGUGAUAGAUGUCUUGUAACACAUAUGUUAGAGAUAGAUUCAAGAGGCUGGUUUAAAUGGAAAUGUGGUCAAGGCUCAAAAUUUGAAAAUUCGAUUCCUUUUGCCUUGUUGAACCAAGUUUCAGGUUUAAAGGCGUAUAUUGGGGCAAGUCCUGGACUUACAUCAGAAUCAUCAACAACACUUGUGGCUUCAAAAGGCUCUGAUGUUUCAGGAUCCAUUAGUGAGUUUGAAGAUGCUGAAGUUGCUGAAGAGUUUUAUGAUGCAAUUGCUGCUGAUUCAUCAUCAUCAUCAUCUUCAGAUGAUGAAGAUGAUGAGAACACUCAACUUGAUAGCAAGGGCCAAAGAGUGAAGCUAAAGAAUGUUUCAUGGGCUAUUGCCCGAUUGGCUCUAACAGCAAAGAAAGCUAUGGAUGGAAGCCAUGAGUUAGAUCCAAAUGUGGAACCAGUUAAUCUUGAUUCUAGUUUGUUCCAUGGAUCAAUGCACAAAGGGAAAAGUGAGUCUGAUGCAAAUUGUUGGACAUCUCCAAGUGGUGCUGGUUUUAAGAUUAGAGGGAAGACAUAUAUGAAAGAUAGUACUAAGGUAGCAGGAGGGGAUCCCCUUUUGAAGCUUAUAGCAGUUGACUGGUAUAAACUAGAAACUUCCAGAAGUAAAGUGGCUUUGCAUCCCAAAAGCCUUGUACAGUCAGAAGCUGGAAAAAAACUUCCAUUCAUCCUUGUAGUCAACCUGCAGGUUCCAUCAAAACCAAACUACAGCCUAGUUAUGUAUUAUGCUGCAGAUAGGCCUGUAACUAAGGGGUCAUUGUUGGGUAAAUUUAUUGAUGGAAAUGAUGCAUUUCGUGAUUCAAGAUUCAAAUUGAUUCCAAGCAUUGUACAGGGAUAUUGGAUGGUGAAACGUGCAGUCGGGACAAAAGCUUGCCUAUUGGGAAAAGCCGUAACUUGUAACUAUUUAAGACAAGACAAUUUUUUGGAGAUUGAUGUGGAUAUUGGUUCUUCAUCCGUUGCAAGGAGUGUCAUCGGUAUUGUUCUUGGAUAUGUAACAAGCCUAGUUGUUGAUCUUGCCAUCUUAAUUGAGGGAAGGGAGGAGAAAGAAUUACCAGAGUAUAUUCUUGGAACGGUUGUUAUGAUGGAUUGGGAUUCAGAACACGAAGGUAACACAGACCCAUUUUUUGGUUUACGCAAGCCUUUCUCUGGUCUUAAUGAGAUGGAUUUUGAGCUUCAUGGCAUCUACAUGGAUCAUGAACCAGACGAAGAGUUCAUUACUCCACUGGACAAGUGUAAGGAUGCAUUUCUUAAUGUGUUACUAAGUGAUGAAAAUAUUAGAAACUCUAGUUUGACUAAUGAUGUAAGAGCACAAGUGUAUCAUCGUGGUGACUUGCAAAGUGAUGAAGAUGAAGAAGAGCAAGAACAGAUACUUGAUUGUAGGUUCUGGGGAAUAAUUCAUAGUCAAGGGCAUGUGUUUGAGGCCAGAAGAGGGUGUGACAGUUAUAGGGUGGACUUAGAUGAUAUGACAUGUUCAUGUAGGCUGUGGGAUUUGGCUGGCAUCCCUUGUGUGCAUGCAAAUGCAGCAAUUAAUUUUAUCCAUCAAACACCAGAUGCAUACAUCAAUGCAUACUUCUCUAAAGAGAAAUUUAGGCAAUGUUACUCAACAAACAUUGAACCUGUUAAUGACAGCAAUCUUUGGGCCCAAACUGAAUACAUUAAGCCAUUGCCUCCAAUGUCUAGGAGGAUGCCUGGUAGGCCUGCUACCAAAAGAAAGAGGCAUGCCAGUGAGAAGGAGAGCAAGUUUUCAACAACAAAAGUGAAGGUUGCAAGAACUACCAGAUGUGGUAAUUGUUUGGAAUAUGGUCAUAACAAGAGGGCAUGUAAGAAUGAGAGAAAACAAUAUGUGCCUCCCCCACCAAAGAAGACAGGAAGGCCAAGAAAACAUCUCAUCCCCCAUAUGUCUACAAGCCCUGGUCAACCAAAUGUCUCAAGUCAACCUUCAUGCUAUAACACAGUGAGGAGGAGUCCAAGAAAACAUAACACGUUGAGGAUGAGUCCCAGAAAACAUCAGCAACAGGCAGGUUCUAAAAGAUUUAUGAGAAAUAGUACUGAUGUACCAAGGAAGAAGUUGUGCACAAGGAGAGGUGGUGGGAGGAUUGGUUCUGCAACUAUAGGUACUCAAGAGAGUGUGGUUCAACAAGUUCCAGUUGUUGAUGAGGGUGAAAAUGUGAUGGGUGAUAAUGUGGGUCAAAGUGUGGUUCAACAAGUUCCAGUUGUGCAGGAAGUUCCAGCAAUUCAUAUUCAAGAUGGUCAUAUGAUGCAAGAAGGAGAAAGUAGUCAAGCAAGUGUGAUGGAAGGUAGUGACACUUUUGGGCAAGUAGGGUCCAGUAUUGGUAGGAAGCUUAAAUCAAUAAAUGAUGAAAUUGAACAAGGUAUUGAUGCAAUUUUAGAAGGGGUUAACUUCACAAACAAAACAAAGUCCAGUCCACUAAAUGGUGACAAUGAGGUGGAAGAUAAUCAGUUUAUUGAGUUUACUGAGGGAAAAAAGGAUGAUAUUCUCCCAGAGAAGAUACAUUUAGGACCUGAAGAAAUUGCUAGUAUGCUAGAAGCUGGUUAUAGCAUGGCAGAAAUAGAAGCUAUGCCAGGGGUACAAGUGGAAUUGGAUGAUUCCCCACCAGUUGAACUGGAUGUAAAUGAUUUCAUUGACGGUCAUCAUUCUGAUGAUGAUGUUGGUCUGGAUGGUGGAGCUGAAGGUGCUGGAGAUGAAGUUGCUGGUGAUGGUGGUCUGGAUGAUGAUGUUGGUCUGGAUGUUGGACCUGAUCAUGGUGCUGGAUAUGAAGGUGCUGGUGAUGGUGAUGAAGAAGGUCCUGGUGGUGGAUAUGUUGAUGAUGGUGAUGGGCCUGAAGGUGAUGGUGAUGAAGAAGGUCAUGGUAGUGGAGAUGUUGAUGAUGGUGAGGAAAACCAGGGUGAUGAUGAAGGACAUCAGGUUGUCCCAAUGGUUAGGAGGAGAACAAGGAAAACUUCUGAGAGGAUUACCAAGAUAAAGCUAAGGAAGGGUGUCUAUAACAAAGAUGGUGGUGGUUCUUCUUUUGUAAAGCCAAUCAACUUGGAGUAG
This is a messenger RNA of Lactuca virosa, 4594 nucleotides long. The record is from the annotation of a GenBank genome assembly. Lineage: Eukaryota; Viridiplantae; Streptophyta; Magnoliopsida; Asterales; Asteraceae.